AGAUCUUCCAUCUCGACUCGACCUCGGACUCUAAUCGUGACCGUCACGGCGUCUUCAGCGGAGUGGCAGGUCCGAACGGGAAUCAGGCCUUCUCGGAAAUUCACUAUCCUUCACACACCCGGUUGACCGACUGGACAGUGGUUAUAGGUGUGCUGGUUAGUCGCAUUCAGUGCGGCUUGUGAGAACAGCCAUGUUUCUGUCCAUCGACCGAAGUCUGCUCCCCAUAAAGGCACACUACUUUCUCUACGUUGCAGCUCAAGCCUGCGUUCUUCCAUACCUGGCAGCGGUCGGACGAAGCAAUGGCAUACCCGAGUCGAACAUCGCCUACGUAUUCACCUUCAUUCCCUUCGGCGCCAUCUUCGUCAAGGUCGUGUGCGGCUACAUCGCGGACAAGACUCAGAACGUUACUGCCAUACUUCUCGUUCUCGUAUUGUCUCUGUUUGUGUCCGACGGCAUGGUGUUCUUCAGCAAAAGCGUGCAGGAACCAGCGGCUCCACCGCUAGUACGUCUCAGCUGCCCGCUUACUAAAGUGACCCUCGACAACCCGUUCGUCAACUGCACAGAACUGUUGCCCCCUUGCAACGUCGACUCGUGCACCCAUAACGCAUCCACGGAGGCUGACGUUGUCCUUUACGGCAAUGUCUCGGUGGUGAGCCCGGCCUCUGUGUGUUCCUUGCUCCAGCCGAAUGUCACGACUGUACAUCGUGCCUUGCCUUUCGAAGUGUGCCGCUUGAACUGCUCGUGUUUCGAGGGCGGCUACAACGCCGUCAACUACGCCAUCUACGCCAUAUUCGUCGCUAUCUCGUUCAUGACCGGUGCUACUGUGUUCGUGCUCUCGGACGCUGCCGUCUGCGAAAAGCUCGGCGACAGGGCGAACUGCUUCGGCAAGCAGAGGAUGUGGGGAACCAUCAGCUGGGGCAUCCUAAGCCCCAUAGCGGGCGUCGCUAUAGACGCUGCAAACACUGCCACGAACGGCCGCUCGAAGUACACCCCCGGUUUCUACAUCUUCGCCACGCUUAUUAUAAUGGACAUGAUCGUUCUGCACUGGACGCCGCGCCUGAGAAUGGGCACCCGGUCGUCGAGUUUCUUCAAGGACCUCAAGACUGUUUUCGGUGGCUGCGAGUUCAUAGUCUUCACCGUAUGGACCUGUCUCACGGGAGUGUUUUUUGGCGUGCAAGCCACGUACAACACCUGGUUCCUGGAGGACAUCGGUGCACCCAAGCUGGUGAUCGGCCUUGGCUUCGCCAUCAUGACGCUACUGGCCGAACUACCUCUCCUCUUUGUGGCCGACAAGAUUCUCGCUCGUAUCGGCUACUUCUCGUCGUACUGCUUGUCGUUCGCCUCGUCCGCCAUAAAGCUUAUUGCGUAUUCAUUCCUGACCAACCCAUGGCACGCACUCUUCAUCGACGUCAUCGGUGGUGCUGCAUUCCCAUUGGCGUUCGCAUCCAUGACUGUCUUCGCCAGGGAGAACGCUCUCCAGGGCGUAUCAGCUUCGGUGCUGUGCGCGCUCAACGCCUGCUUCGAAGGAGUCGGUGUUGUCACUGGGAACCUCAUCGGUGGAAUAUGUUUCGAAAAAUUCGGCGGCAAGCUGACCUACCAGUAUCUCAGCGUCGCGGCGAGCCUUUGCGUGGUCGGCUGUGCGCUCUCAGGGUUUGUCGUGCGGAAGCUGCGACCGAGAGACUCGCUGUCGAAGCCACCCUUCUACGAAUCAACCGGUGCCUAAUUUCUCCAUUCCUCAAUGCGAUAAACGUGUUGAUAAACGCAUCCCUGACCUGGCGU
This is a messenger RNA of Rhipicephalus microplus (southern cattle tick), 1779 nucleotides long. RefSeq names its product major facilitator superfamily domain-containing protein 6-A. Lineage: Eukaryota; Metazoa; Arthropoda; Arachnida; Ixodida; Ixodidae. The record is from RefSeq and is a predicted model, not a curated record. Gene Ontology annotation, cellular component: membrane.